Molecule: messenger RNA, 774 nt
Organism: Tauraco erythrolophus (red-crested turaco)
Lineage: Eukaryota; Metazoa; Chordata; Aves; Musophagiformes; Musophagidae
Source: RefSeq, a predicted model, not a curated record
AUGGCGCGAGACGCCGAGGUCGCGAUCCCGGAGAACGGAGACGCCGGGAUCUUGCCGUCGAAGGACUUGGCGCGAUGCAGCCGCCCCAAGGACAUACCCAACGCGCACAUCGAUGUGGGCAACAACACGCUGCUCAACGCCCGCCUGCGUUACACCUGCAACCCGGGCUACAAGCGCAAAGCCGGUACCUCCAGCCUCAUCCAGUGUGUCCUCCGCGACGGCUCCAGUGAGCCCGACUGGACCCACACCACGCUGCAAUGCAUCCGGGACCCGGCUCUACCUCCGCAAACUCCCAGACCUGAUCUCACGACCACACCGUGCACCCAGAAGACGACCCAGAGGGGAACCACCACCACCAGCUUGACCUUCAGCCCCUCUCCAGCAGCAACGCCUGGACUUCGGGAUGCUGCUGGGCCAUCACCCGUGACACCAGCACCUGAUGGGCCUUCAUCAGAGACGUCCGUGCUGCUGGAGACGUCCCCACCACUGGGGACAUCCGCACCGGGACAGGGGACAACCCCAGGGACAUCUGUGGGGACAACCCUGCUGCCCACUGCCCCGACAGACCACGCCGCAGUUUCCAUCCAGACCCUGGCCUCUUCCACUGGGCUCCUGGUGCUGCUGGUGGUCAUCUGCGUCGUGGCCUGCUGUUGCUGGAGGAUGAAAACGCGUGCCAGGCAGGACUACGUGGUGACGAGGACGGCCAUCCCCAUGACAACCCUGGCCGCUGAGGAAGAGGACAUGUUGCCACCCGCUGUCUUCCCCACGGGCUGA